CUUCUCACACACCACACAGUCACCACUGACACCAUGGGGGUAGCUGCUUGCACUGUCCUCCCUUGGAUCCUAUGUGUUGCCCUAACGCUGGGGCUGGCAGAUUUCCCCUUCAGAAACACUUCACUAUCCUGGAGUGCUCGGGUGGAUGACCUGGUCAGUCGUCUCACCUUAGAGGAAAUCCAGUAUCAGAUGGCGAGGGGCGGAGCAGUUAAUAAUGGUACUCCUCCUAUCCCACGACUUGGUAUCAAACCAUACUCUUGGAACACGGAAUGUUUGAGAGGUGACGUGGCGGCAGGCAACGCUACAGCAUUUCCCGAAGCUCUGGGUCUUGCUGCUUCGUUUAGCCCUUUGGUAGUGUUCCAAAUAGCGGAGGCGACUGCGGUAGAAGUCAGGGCAAAGUACAACAACUACAGUAAACAUGGCCUCCAAGGAAGACACAUGGGAGUAAGCUGUUUCAGUCCAGUCAUCAACAUUGUCAGAGACCCCAGAUGGGGUAGAAAUCAGGAAACGUACGGCGAAGACCCUUUCCUGACCAGUAUUCUAGCAACCAGCUUCAUCCAGGGGCUACAGGGCAACGACACGCGCUAUGUGCGCGCAAACGCCGGAUGUAAACACUUUGCAGCCUAUGACGGACCAGAAAAUAUACCCAUUUCAAGGUUGAAGUUCGAUGCCAAGGUAAGCGAGCGUGAUCUUCGUACAACCUUCAUCCCUGCAUUCAGAGCCUGCGUCAAAGCUGGAACAUACAGUGUGAUGUGUAGCUAUAAUAGCGUGAAUGGAGUGCCCACGUGUGUCAGUAAACAGCUCCUGAACGACAUUCUGCGAGAGGAGUGGGGUUUCACAGGUUACGUCGUCAGCGACCAGGGCGCCAUAGAAAACAUUUACAAAGGCCACAACUACUCCGAUAGCUACACAGACAUCGUCGCUGACUGUGUAAACGCUGGGUGCAACUUGGAAUUGUCCGGAAAGGACGAAAACCUUACGUACUUCUCAAUGGUCGAAGCAAUAAAUGAAGGAAAGCUCACAGAGGAAAAGGUCAGGGAAAUGGUCAAGCCAUUGUUCUUCACACGAAUGCGGUUGGGCGAGUUUGAUCCCCCGGAAAUGAACCCAUAUUCCAAGCUUGACCUCUCUGUGAUUGAAAGCGAGGCUCACCAAAUGCUUGCAAUGAACACAGCUAUGAAGACCUUUGUAUUGCUGAAGAACGAAGGGAAUGUUUUACCACUGAAGAAAGACACUUUCAACAGGAUUGCUAUUGUUGGACCUAUGGCCAAUAAUCCACGUCUAUUGUUAGGGGGCUAUGCACCUGAUACUUUCCACACCUUUAUACAAACUCCCCUGAAAGGACUGGGUAAACUGGCGCAGUCUGUCAACUACGCAGCUGGGUGUGACGACACUUUCUGUAAACAUUACGACGCGGUGUCCAUCAAGAAGGCAGUCGCCAUGACAGAAGUUAUAUUCGUGUGCCUUGGAAACGGACAGACGAUUGAGUCCGAGGGCAACGAUCGCCAUGACAUCAACCUCCCCGGAUAUCAACUGCAGCUGCUUCAAGACGUUGCUGCAAACAGAAAUAAGACACCCGUGGUUCUCCUACUGUUCAAUGCCGGUGCACUGAAUAUGACAUGGGCUGAUCAAAGCCCCGACAUCGCCGCGAUCUUGGAAUGUUUCUACCCAGCACAGGCAACAGGAGAGGCACUGAGGCGUGUGAUGAUUAACGAAGGCCCAGGUUCGAAUCCUGCUGCUAGAAUGCCUGCUACGUGGCCCGCCUCUGAAGAUCAGGUAUAUAACAUCACCGACUAUUCAAUGGAAGGCAAGACGUAUCGCUACUUCAAGGGAGAUCCCCUGUACCCCUACGGUUAUGGGUUGUCCUACACUCAGUUUGAUUACUUCCUCUUGGACAAUCCCACAUUGAUUCAGGCGGGACAAGAUCUUCAUGGCAUGAUCGGUGUAAGCAACAAAGGGAAUAUUGAUGGAGAUGAGGUUAUACAAGUCUACAUACGGUGGAUAAAUGCCUCCCAACCGACUCCCCAGUUACAGCUGGCCUGGUUCGACAGAGUCACAAUCCCAGUCAAUGGGAACGUUAAAGUUAAUUUCACCGUCUCUGCUGAAAGUAUGGCGGUGUGGGUGGACAACAAAGGCUGGGUAGUGGAGGAGGGGGAGAUGAUGCUUCACGCUGGAGGUCAACAGCCGUUCCAGAAGAAGAAAAUCGGUUCCAACAUUAUGAGCGAUUCCUACAAGAUCGUUGGAUCGAAAUAUUUAGGACGAUAUUAAUAUAAGUUCCGUGAGCAGUAGGUUAUAUAGUUACUGUGCUAAACAGUUCUUACAUAUUCUCACAACCUCAGAGCUAAAUAUGAUCAUCAAAGUUGUAGACAGACUGUUAAUGUAGUAUUCAUAUGCGAUGAACAAAUAUAUAGAGUGUAGAUGUACAUGUAGAUGCACAUACAUCAUGCAGUGGAACAACAAUUCACUGGAGGAUCCACGGGUGAAGCUGUUAUGCCGUACAUGAAAUUAUUGAACAGAACAAAUCUGUUUUAAAUGUUUACAAACUUUGUUUAUCACUCAAAACUAUUUCUCUAUUCUUACCUUGGAUGUGUAAUAUUGACAAUUCAUAGAUGUAAACAUCAGGGGGGCUCGUAUUUUAAGUUGGAUAAUUUGUACCUAAUCACUUUCACAUUUGUGAAUAAAAUCUGUUUAAAGCAAA
Messenger RNA from Haliotis rubra (blacklip abalone), 2695 nucleotides. RefSeq names its product probable beta-D-xylosidase 5. Lineage: Eukaryota; Metazoa; Mollusca; Gastropoda; Lepetellida; Haliotidae. Gene Ontology annotation, biological process: arabinan catabolic process; xylan catabolic process. Bases 34 to 2265 code for a protein of 743 amino acids. Gene Ontology annotation, cellular component: plant-type cell wall. Gene Ontology annotation, molecular function: xylan 1,4-beta-xylosidase activity; alpha-L-arabinofuranosidase activity. The transcript is spliced from 12 exons. The record is from RefSeq and is a predicted model, not a curated record.